AUGAGCAGCCGUAAUCCUUACACUUUAAUGAGUGUCCCGGAUGAACAAUUCGAUUAUUUAUUUAAAAUUGUUCUCAUCGGGGAUUGCGGAACAGGAAAAACAUGCAUUGUGCAACGCUUGAAAUCCGGAAAUUUCAUCGAAAGACACGGCAAUACAAUAGGCGUAGACUUUUCAAUGAAAACUUUGAUUGUAGACGGGAAGAGGGUCAAGCUCCAGAUUUGGGAUACAGCGGGGCAGGAACGCUUUAGAACGAUCACUCAAAGCUACUAUCGCUCUGCCAAUGGUGUUAUUAUAGUGUAUGAUAUAACAAAACGAUCAACCUUUCUGUCCAUACAAAAAUGGAUUGAAGAAGUUCGGAGGUAUACAUCAUCUAAUGUAAUUGUAUCAUUGAUUGGUAAUAAAUGUGAUCUAACAGAACAAAGAGAAGUCGAACCCGAUGAGCCCAAGUCAUUCUGCCGUUAUGUUCCUGAAAUAAUGUUUGUUAUGGAAACAUCGGCUAAAGAUAACACAAAUGUUGAGGAUACAUUCAGAAAUAUAGCAACAGAGCUUAAGAGACAACACGAUAAUAGUGAAGGACCUCCCGCAGAGUCAGAAUCAGUAGUGCUCGGUGAAAGUCAUCCUAUAAGUAGAUGUCAGCCUUGUAAAUCUUCUUAA
This is a messenger RNA of Danaus chrysippus (African queen), 654 nucleotides long. The record is from the annotation of a GenBank genome assembly. NCBI's taxonomy places the organism in Eukaryota, Metazoa, Arthropoda, Insecta, Lepidoptera, Nymphalidae.